Messenger RNA from Vitis riparia (riverbank grape), 1223 nucleotides. RefSeq names its product LOB domain-containing protein 41-like. The transcript has 2 exons. The coding region runs from base 159 to 1010 and encodes 283 amino acids. Gene Ontology annotation, biological process: regulation of gene expression. NCBI's taxonomy places the organism in Eukaryota, Viridiplantae, Streptophyta, Magnoliopsida, Vitales, Vitaceae. The record is from RefSeq and is a predicted model, not a curated record.
GCUUUUCGGGAAACAACUGCGGCCUCUAGACCACAAAUCCAGCGGCUCUCUUUGGUUGAAUAAAUUGGGUAGCCCACUCCCUCACCUUCUCCCUCAACACUCUUCUUCUUCUUCUUCUUCUAGUUUUCUCUGUUCAAGGAUUUAGGAAAUUUGCGAAAAUGCGGAUGAGCUGUAAUGGGUGUAGAGUCCUCCGCAAGGGCUGCAGCGACAACUGCACCAUCCGACCCUGUCUUCAGUGGAUCAAGACCCCUGAAUCUCAGGCCAAUGCCACCGUCUUCCUCGCCAAAUUCUACGGUCGCGCUGGCCUCAUGAAUCUCAUCAACUCCGGCCCCGAACACCUCCGUCCUGCCAUAUUCAGUUCUCUUCUCUACGAGGCUUGUGGGAGGAUCGUGAAUCCCAUUUAUGGGUCUGUUGGAUUGCUGUGGUCUGGAAGCUGGCACCUCUGCCAGGCCGCCGUGGAGGCGGUGCUCAAGGGUGAGCCCAUCACACAGAUCACCUCUGAAGCAGCGGCCACCGGCCAGGGUCCACCGCUCAAGGCCUACGACAUUCGUCACGUUUCCAAGGACGAGAACUCCGCCGCAAACGAUCUCCACCGAGCCAAAAAUAGGUGCCGGUUCAAGCGGUCCGGGGUGAGGGCGAAGUCUGGGAACAAAGCUGGAACUAACUCGGUUGCUGAGUCGAAGCAGGGGAUGAACCGGGGUAGCCACGCUGAUGAGUUGAAUCGGUCGACCAGUCACGACUCGACGGUGAGUCACCCGUCGGAGCCGCAUACCGUGGAGGGCGAGAGCCGAGAGACUGUGAGCAUGGUGUCUGGGGAGACGGCUGAGCCAUCCUUUCUGUUCAGAGCCGAGCAGAAGCGGGUUCAGAAGCCGGAGAAGCGGGAGGAGACUAGGGGACUGGAGUUGGAACUGACGCUGGGGUUGGGUCCGAUUCAGUCGGAGCGCUACAUGAGUGGGAAGACGGGGGGCUAUGGACCGUCUGACGGUGAGGGGUGUAAGAUGGAGAUGUAGGGAUGAAGUGACCACAGUUUUGACGGCUGAGAUCAGCUUUUGUUGUUUGUCGGAGUUGUAGAUUUGGUGUUUUUUCUUGGAAGCAUUUUAGUUUUCCUUUUUCCCUUUAUGAAAAAAAAUGAGAUGUACAAAUGUGAUUACAUAUUAUUAUUAUACACAGAUCAUAAAUGAAUAGAGGGACAAAAGAUGGUUCAAACUCAAAAUUUUCUGUUA